Molecule: messenger RNA, 2654 nt
Organism: Larimichthys crocea (large yellow croaker)
Lineage: Eukaryota; Metazoa; Chordata; Actinopteri; Sciaenidae
Gene: hs3st3b1a
Product: heparan sulfate (glucosamine) 3-O-sulfotransferase 3B1a
Exons: 2
Coding region: 342-1454 (370 amino acids)
Molecular function (GO): [heparan sulfate]-glucosamine 3-sulfotransferase activity
Source: RefSeq, a predicted model, not a curated record
GUGAGCGCUCACACACUGAGAGCAAGUGAUGGGAGACAAACUCGGUCCCUGACGCGCGAUUCGCUCACCUGGCGAUAUUUUACUUAAUCUGAUUUUGCUUGUUUGUUAUUUCGUUGUUUCUCUUGAGAAAUAAUAAUAAAAAACAUUAUACUCCCGAAGCAGAACUGGAACUGAAGGUGGACGCCCGCCGUAAAUUUCAUUAUCAGUUUCCACAUUGGCUUUAAUUUGUGUGUUUGGGAAAUUGCGCACCGAUUGUCCAGGAUUUGAGUCAUGGCACAGGAGUGAGGCGCCUUUUGCCAAAAUGCCUGUUAACCGGAAUAUAACUUUUUCACGGCGGUCCUAUGGAAUAUAGUCCGAUUUUACACAACCUACAUGUUGUGCCAUCAUCCCACGUGAAAAACAAACUCUUUGUCUUCUGCAUAAUGUUGUCCCUUUGGGUGUAUAUGAUUUAUUGUUGUGUUGGCUACUGCUCAACUAUGCCAAACCUGACGUACGGCUCGGUGAGCAGACACCAAAACGAUGCAGAAGUUGACAAUCAGGAGUCCUCUCUCGGGGCUUCCAGGGACUUACUGAAUAACGAAAACGAUUUGGACAGCAGAGGAGAGGAGUGGGAUGAAAUUAGAGGAGAUGCGAAGACGUUGGAUGAUAAUGCCAUGUCAGGUUUCCUCAAUGAGUCGGAAAGUAAAAAGUUGCCCCAGGCGAUCAUCAUCGGGGUGAAGAAAGGAGGGACCCGGGCGCUGCUGGAGUUUCUGCGCCUGCAUCCAGACAUCAGAGCGGUGGGAGCAGAGCCGCACUUCUUCGACCGCAACUACGACAAGGGACUGGCGUGGUACAGGGAACUGAUGCCAAAGUCAUCAGACGGCCAGUUGACCAUGGAGAAGACUCCCAGCUACUAUGUCACCAAGGAGGUCCCUGCUCGAAUCUACACCAUGUCCAAAGACAUAAAGCUAAUUGUAGUCGUCCGGGAUCCUGUCACUCGAGCCAUCUCCGACUACACCCAGACUCGCUCGAAAAAGCCGGACAUCCCCUCUUUCGAGAGCCUGACCUUUAAGAACAUGUCAGCAGGUCUGAUUGACACCACAUGGAGCGCUGUUCAAAUCGGCAUGUAUGCUAAGCACCUUGAGCGCUGGCUCCAGUACUUCCCCAUGGAGCAGCUGCUGUUUGUUAGUGGCGAGCGCUUGAUUAGCGACCCUGCAGGUGAGAUGGCUCGCGUCCAGGACUUUCUUGGGCUCAGGAGGGUGGUCACGGAGAAGCAUUUCCAUUUUAACCCGGCAAAGGGCUUCCCCUGCCUUAAGAGACCUGAGGGGAACAGCAAGCCACACUGCCUGGGCAAAACCAAAGGCAGGACCCAUCCUAAUAUUGACCCAGAGGUGGUGCAGAGGCUAAGGGACUUUUAUAAACCCUUUAAUAGCAAGUUUUACCAGAUGACUGGUCAUGACUUUGGCUGGGACUAAGAGGAAAACUAUGUGUUUAUCACUCUGGAGAUAUUGUUAUACAGUGUAUGUACAGUAUUUGGUGGAUGUGUAAAAAGUUCAGAAGUCUAUUUUAUGAUAAUUUAUUGUUAUGAUAUUAACUCACUAAGCUGCCUAACCGGGUUUAUUCAUGAUCCACCACACAUAGUUUUAAUUCUAACAAUUGCUACAAGCACAAUGUUUUUACGGGUAUUACGAGCAAGGUUAGUAUCCUUCUUUUUUUCACCAGGAUAUUACUUUUUGGCUUUGUUUGGAUAACCACUUCUCUUUCUUUGACUUUUCUAAAUGCUGCUUUUGUUUCACCUUAAGCUGAAUAGGAUCCAACUUUACAAACAACUGGUAAUAUCCCCUUAACAUUUGCCUGACCCUCAGAGGUCUGUAGACCCACUUAGUCAGGUCGAUACAGGCCUCAGCUGAUCCAGUGCCACUUGCCAGGUGGAUCAAUACAGUAAUAGCUCCUCAUCAUGUCAAUUAGACCUGAGUGAUGGCACUGCCUUGAUCUCUCGAGCACCGUAAUAUAACAUGGAUCCAUUAAUGGUUGUAAGUUUAUGGUUGACCCUUGAGCCAACUUCAAGUUAAUAUAAUAAUAUUCAUUUCCACUGCAAUAUUUUGACUUAACCACUAUUUAUACCAUUCCUACAAAGGAAUGUUGAUUAUGAUACAAUAAAGGGUCCUGUCAUAAUACUUUCGGCAUGUUUUAUCCAUUUUCCAAAAAAAUUAAGUCCUGCAGAAGCUUCAUAAUGCUUUAUCAUUUUCAAAAAAGAUAUUGAUUCAUAUGGCUUAAUCACAUUCAUUGAUUUGUGCUGGCUCUCACUGAUCAUCCUAUACAGCUUUUUUCACCACAGGUGAUACUACAUGUGUUAAGGAUGUCCUUACUCAUGACACACCCAACGAUGGAGAUAAGCUUUUGUCUUAAUCCCUCCGUCUGAAGAGAAAUAAAAUAAACCUACCUUGGGCCAAAAUUGAUUUAAAUUUCACGUACGGUUGAGUUUUAUUCAACCUCAUAAACAUGCAUUUCAACAGAUGUCAUUCCAUAAUGAUGUGCUGCAACAGCGCUGUUGUAGACACACUAUUUUGCUGUGUGCGUUGCUUUACAAACAUGGAAAUGAAGCAGGUUUGACUGAGAAGUUGCAAUCAUGUCAUUUUUAUGAAGUAAGAAAUAAAUAUGUUUUACCAAAAUCA